This is a messenger RNA of Planococcus citri (citrus mealybug), 1877 nucleotides long. RefSeq lists its product as uncharacterized. Bases 402 to 1442 code for a protein of 346 amino acids. The transcript is spliced from 6 exons. Lineage: Eukaryota; Metazoa; Arthropoda; Insecta; Hemiptera; Pseudococcidae. The record is from RefSeq and is a predicted model, not a curated record.
CAAGUUUACGCCAUUAGAGAUACAUUGUUGUAGUGUAACUAAUAAUGUACUCGAUCUGUAUGCAUUCUUGGCAAACUUUCGAUGAAAAUUGAAAAAAUUCAUCGUGCAGAAUUUAACGCUUACUCAUAUACUCGGCUCGGUUUUAGUUACGCGGCCAUCUUCAUUCGUAGAAGCGAGAGCUUAUCUAACGUAUAAUUUCCGGAGUUAUUCGUGUGUGUGUUAUCUUUAUUUUGCGUGGCCCGGUACGAUUUGCCGGCUAUUUUUAUUUUUUUGGUCCGGUUUGGUCUUUUAUAGUAGUGGAUUGCUCGAGGCUUCGAACGUGUGCUGGAAAAAGUGCUUAUCGUAGUUAUUUUACCGGCUUGGAGUAUUGAAACGGAAAUACCUAUCUUCGAAUCGGCGCGAUGAGUACUAUAGAUUUGUACACGGAAGACCGUUUGGUUUAUCAGUUCUACCCGGUCCAAGCAAAUUACGUAAAUUUCAAAAUAAAGGCCCCUCACGAUGCGCACAUUGCUCUUACAUCAACACCAUACGAAAGUAAACCCAUGUACGAGGUAUUUUUCGGAGGUUGGAAAAAUACGAAAUCGGUUAUUCGAAAAGAUCAAACUCAACCAGACGUGGUCGAAGUCCCGACACCUAAUUUGCUGAAUCCCAACGAAUAUAAAUCAUUUUGGAUUAAAUGGGAAUAUGGAACAUUAUCGGCCGGAGUUCAAGGCGAUUUCCGCCCAUUGAUGUCGUGGCAAGACAGCGCCAUGUUUCCCAUUCAAUAUUUCGGCGUUUGCACCGGAUGGGGUGCUUCUGGACAUUGGAUUAUUGAGAAUUCACCACCGUCUUUCAUACCCGGAUAUCCUCAACAACCACCACCGAACCCAAAUAUGCCUUAUCCAGCACCUAUCCCAGGACAAGCUCCAGGCUUCAAUCCUCCACCAUUCCAACCACCGAAUCCAAUGUAUCCCCAAAUUCCUCCCGCCGGAGUACCACCUUACCAACCUCACCACCAUCAUCAUCAUCCAACCACUGCUCCGAGAUGGGUACCGAGUAACAAUGGCAGUUUUCCACCUAAUGCUGUUGUUGCUGGGGCUGAUGUGAGCGGAGAAUUGAUAUACGUAAUUAGAGCUCAGCACGAAGGAGCCCUGAUACCUGGAAAAUUAGUACCGUCGCAUCGUGCUGCCUAUGUUGCUUGGGGUGGCAGGGAAAAUCCCAAGGAUAGCUACGAGGUGCUGUGUGAUUGCACUCCCUCGUGGGUUCAUGUUACCGGUUCCCAAAUCCCACCAAAUGCCUUUGAAGGAGGACGCUCAGAAAAUGGCGAACGAUUGUUCAUCGGCCGAAGCCAACACGAGGGUUCUACAACCCCUGGAAAAGUGCAGCCAAGUCACGGUGUAUGUUAUAUUCCUUUCGGAGGACAAGAAGUUGCGAAACAACAAUAUGAAAUUUUAACCAUUUAAACAUUAUCGUGAUCAACUCGAAUUCAGUAUCUCACACCAACGUAUAAUGAUUCAAUUCUGCAUUUUUUAUGCCUGAAGUAUUCGUAGAGUACUUUUUUGUAUUUUUAUUCAGCUUACACGUAUUUAUAUAAGUGCCUAUAUGAUCGUAGAUCUAAAUUUAAUAUAACAUGCUGUAUAUUUUAAGUAUACCUACCUGUUUUAUGUACGUAUUUGUACCCUUAUGGCUUUUAAAGUCACUCCUGUGUGCUUUGUCGUAGGUCACUAAACAAUCUUUAUGGGUUAGGCUGUAUUGUAUUCUUGUAAUACGUACGAAGGUUUAUUCAGUGAUGGUGCUCAUACGUAAAUAUAUUUACUCCAAGCAGAUUUGUGAUGAUAAAUCUAUAUACUAACGAUAUUGAUAUUUAGUAUUUAAUACAUAAAUUUCCAUUUUCAUAA